Messenger RNA from Solanum pennellii, 1653 nucleotides. Its product is annotated as F-box/FBD/LRR-repeat protein At1g13570-like. Lineage: Eukaryota; Viridiplantae; Streptophyta; Magnoliopsida; Solanales; Solanaceae. Bases 1 to 1653 code for a protein of 550 amino acids. Gene Ontology annotation, molecular function: protein binding. The record is from RefSeq and is a predicted model, not a curated record. The transcript has a single exon.
AUGAAGAGAGCAGAAUUAGGCAAUCAUGUUAACGAAAGAAUGUUUGAAUUCGGGGAAAGAAUUGGAUGGACAUUGCAGAAUGUAGAUGAAAAGCUGAUUAGCGACUUCUGCAGCAAAAUCGGAGUAAAAAAAAAGGUUUUAAAGGUAUGGUUGUACAAUAAUAAUAAGACGAAGAAGCAUAGUAAAUAUCAACCUACAGCUGCUGUUAUAUUGCCUGAACUUGUUAUUCACAAAAUAUUGUCGAAUCUUAAUUAUGUAGAGGCAUCACGGAUGACAAUUCUCUCCAAAACAUGGCAACGAGCUUGGUUGACUCAUCCCAAUUUGUUAUUCGUAGUUUAUUCGGGUACGGAUGAAGAGAGGAGGAUAGGUAAAAUUGACGCCGAUAUAGUGGAUAAAAUUAUGAAGAGAUACAUGGAUGAGAAAAUUCCUAUUGACAAGUUUGAGCUUUCCAUGGAAAUUGUAACACCUACUACAGGUUAUCUUUUCUCUUCGAUUGAUAAGUGGCUUGACAUUGCUCUUCAGAAUGGUGUAAGAGAACUCGUCUAUAGAAAUUUAGAAUAUCAUUCAUCCUUCAAUAUUUUUAAAAUGUUGACAGCAAAAUGUUUACGAGAAGUGGUGCUGAGGAAUUGUAAUCUGGUGUAUUUUUCUUCAUUACCUAGUGGUCAUGUGGGGAAUUGUCAUUCUUUGAGAAAGCUUUCUCUAACUAGUGUAACCGUAGACGACAACAUGCUACAGGGUCUACUCGCUAAUUAUCCCUUGAUUGAGAAUUUAAUCAUUCGCCAUUGUCGUGGGUGGAAAAAGUGUGAGGUGCGGAAUCUUCAAAAGAUUAGGUCACUUUGCAUUACGAUAAAGAGUGAACAGGUUGUUAAAAUCGAAGCACCAACUCUUGAACACUUGUCAUAUUCUAGUUAUGUUUUGGGAAAAUUGGAUAUUGGUGAAUAUCCGAAUCUGAAAUCUUUAGAGUUAUUUGGCCCUUGUUAUUCAACAAGGGUUAACAUUGGCAGAAGUGAAUCUUUGAGGGACCUGAAGAUUAAUAAUUUGCUCCUUUGUUGUUGUCAGAAAAUCGAAGUAGAUGCUCCAAAUUUGGUAUCACUCGAGUAUGAAGGAAGUGAUAUUCCGCAGCUUGAACUUGCAAAAGAAUCAAGCAAUUUCAACAAGUUAACUCUUAAUUUCAACAAAAACUCAUUCAAUGUUGGGUGGUUUUAUCUGUUGAUGGAAUUCCUAUUGAAUUCGGAAUUUCUAUCAAAUUCUACCUCUUGGUCUCAAGUUUCCCUUCAUAUUUACAGUUGCGAUGGGAUCAAUAUGGAGUACUUGAAACAAUACUAUAGAGUUGCUAUCCCACAAGUGGACGUUUUAGAUGUAAUUAUAGAGUCAAGAGAGGAUUUCCCAACAUUUGUGGAUGCUUUUUUGUGGUGUUUUUGUCCUAGGAGACUCAACAUAUCAUCAUCAUUCAAAACGAUUAUAUAUCUCAUCAAUCAAUUACUGUAUUUGAAGAAUUCGAGUCAUGGAGACAAGCCUCAACUUAGUCAAUUAAAAGCCUACAAGUUUGACAGGAAGAAUGGGAGUUGGCAUCCUGUGAAGCCCAGGAGCAUGAAGCUGCUAACAGGGGACCCUAAUGAAAUGGAGAAAUUUUAUUUUUUAUUAAAUUGGUGA